UUGAUAAAAAAAAAAAAGAAAAAAGAAUUCCUCACUUCAUUGUUCAUCGGUUUCUUAAUCAUCAUUUACAGAUUCCUCUGUCAUUAAUCACCUCAUUAAUUUAAUCACCUCAGAACCAACAAUGCAACAAAUCUGCAGCAACAACAGGGCCUCGCCAAUUUAACCCUAUUUUUAUUUUUAUUUUUUAAUAUUCUCUCUCCCCUCUCUCUCUAGAAUGAAGCACUGCCAAGAGGGCUGGCACCUUUGCAAGGAUUGUUGGAGAAAAGGGUCACAUUAAUUCCAUUGGUUUCUUCAAUGGGUCGUGAUGAACUUUCGUGUUAAAGAUUCUUGCUUUCUGAAAGUCCAUCGUUUCUUCAAGAUCUGUUCUUUCUGCUCAUCAUUUUAGCUCCCAGGUCAAUGGACUUGACAUCCGUAAAAUGCCUUAUUAACAGCAUUUCUCGAUUCGUUCAUCUUGUGACAUGUCGUAUCUCUAAGACUGUGCCUGGCCAGAAGGACUUUGAAGAUACUGCAAGUAUGUUGAAACUUUUAAAACCAACUCUCGAUGAUGUUGUUGAUACAAGAGUGCCUUCGGAUGAAACUGUUUGUAGAGAGUGUGAAGAAAUGGACACGGCUAUUAAUGAAGCCAGGGAGUUCCUCGAGAAUUAUUCUCCAAAGAAGAGCAAGAUUCUCUCUGCUUUGCAGAGUAAGCAACUGCUGCUGAAAAUCCAGAGCUCCGGUCUUGAGAUUUCUCGCAUUCUAUGUGGAUUGCUAGAACAAUCAAUGUCGAGUUUAAGUCUAUCCGAUACUGAGUGCCGUAUACAGGAUUUUUAUGGUAUGGAAUCGGACGAAUUGUUAAAAUGCAUGAAAGGUGCUCUUGAAAGCCUAGAUGAAGGAAAAAGUCCUUGCUCGGAACAUCUUUUGACAAUGAUACAGUCAUUAAAUUUGAUAUCCCCCGAGGAGCCACUGAAUGAGUGUAUUGCACUGGAGAAGGAGAGACUGAAGGCUGAAGAAAAUAGAGGACGAGAUAAUAUAUUGCAAAUAGAACGUGUGAUUGAACUCAUGAGCCAUAUUCGUGAUUGUAUGGUUAUGCUCAACAGUGCGUCUAUAGAUGGCGUUAAAAUCCCGCCCCAUUUCCGGUGUCCUUUAUCUUUGGCAGUCAUGUUGGAUCCGGUAAUCAUUGCUUCAGGCCAAACGUAUGAGAGGGUUUCGAUUCAGAAAUGGAUGGAUCAUGGAUUGACUACGUGCCCAAGAACACGCCAGAAACUCUCACACUCGAAUCUUAUUCCCAAUGUCACCGUCAAGGCUAUGAUAGAAAAUUGGUGCGAGGAGAACAAAGUGGAGCUUUUUGCUAAGCCCGAGAAUACUAGCCUCAUAGUUGUUGAAAAUAGUAAUUCGUCUUCCCAAGACUGCAAUUCAACGUCGAGGUGGAAGGCUAAUUCGACUCAUGGAAUCAGUGCGGAAGGAUUCAAUGGUUGCCAUGUUAGGGAGGAUCACUCGUCCCCGGAACAUUCAUAUGUUCACAGCCGGAGUGAAUCAGCAUCGAGUGUUGUUUCGAGUAUUGAUUAUCUUCCCGUGACAUCAACUGAUGCCUCAAAGGUAUCGAGCAAGCAUGACUACGGUAGUGAUAAAUCAGGCGAAAUAACAUCCGAUUCUGCUGCUCCUCUUAAUAAGAAUACUGCGAUUUCUUCUUUGCCAUCUGGAAAGCAGUAUCGUGGCCCCAAAACAUUGCCCGAAACAGCUGCCUGUGGAAACUACAAUCAUUCCAGGAGACAAACUUCCCCGACUGAGUCAUUGUCUAAUGAACGAAUUACAACUUCCCGUGUUGAAGAACUUAUUAGGGAUUUAACGAGUCAAUCACCUGAUUUACAAGCUGCAGCUGCAGCAGAAUUGCGGUUUCUUGCAAAACAUGAUAUGGAGAAUCGCGUUAUUAUUGGCCAAUCUGGGGCUAUUGAGCCGUUGAUCUCGUUGCUACACUCGGAUGCAAAGCUUACUCAAGAGCAUGCAGUCACCGCACUUUUAAACUUAUCGAUAAGUGAAAAUAUCAAGGCCAUGAUUGCAGAAAGGGGCGCACUGGAACCUCUCAUCCACGUGUUGAGAACGGGAAACCCGGGAGCGAAAGAGAAUGCUGCAGCCGCUAUUUUUAGUCUUUCUCUUCUGGAAGAGUAUAAGAUAAAGAUUGGCCGCUCUGGUGCAGUCAAAGCCUUGGUUGAUCUUCUAGGAUCGGGCACGAUCAGGGGGAAAAAAGACGCUGCUACAGCCUUGUUUAAUCUAUCUAUUUUCCAUGAAAAUAAGGCCCGUAUAGUUCAGGCAGGAGCAGUGAAGUAUUUAGUACAAUUCUUGGACCCUGAAACAGUAAUGGUCGAUAAAUCUGUAGCUCUUCUUGCAAAUUUGUCUACCAUUCCUGAUGGCUGCUUGGCUAUUGCUCGAGAAGGGGGCAUACCCCCACUUGUUGAGAUUGUCGAGAUUGGAUCUCAUCGAGGAAAGGAAAAUGCUGCCUCGAUACUGUUGCAACUGUGCCUCAAUAGUCCCAAGUAUUGUCGGCUUGUGUUGCAAGAGGGCGCUGUUCCACCUCUCGUCGCAUUAUCUCAAUCCGGUAGCACACGAGCAAAGGAGAAGGCACAGCAGCUCCUCAGCCAUUUUCGUAACCAACGGGAAGGUGCCAUGGGGAGGGGAAAGUCGUGAAAGCAGGUUUCUAGAAAACUUUUUCGCGUUGUCUUGCUUCAUUUUUUUCCCCUUGUGCCCCCGCUUCCCUUGUUGCCACACGACGUGCAAAUGGAUGUUAGAUCGCUUUCCUAUAGUUCCAUAAUUGGCGAGUUGUUGCCAAUAAGAUUGUACUGUAAUUGGUGUUGAGAUAUGUAGCUGCUAGCAGGCAGGUCUGUAUAUGCACUUAAAAUUAUUGUCAAUAUCCAUGUUAGGCAAGGUAGCUAAGUAUGAAAUUCUUUUAUUAUAGCUUUCUAAGUAUGAAACUCUUGGUUGCACAUUUUGGUAUGAAUUGAAUGAGCCACUGAUCUUGCUGGAGUGUCCUA
Molecule: messenger RNA, 3005 nt
Organism: Ipomoea triloba (trilobed morning glory)
Lineage: Eukaryota; Viridiplantae; Streptophyta; Magnoliopsida; Solanales; Convolvulaceae
Product: U-box domain-containing protein 3
Exons: 5
Coding region: 397-2661 (754 amino acids)
Biological process (GO): protein ubiquitination
Cellular component (GO): cytoplasm; nucleus
Molecular function (GO): ubiquitin-protein transferase activity; protein binding
Source: RefSeq, a predicted model, not a curated record